This is a messenger RNA of Humulus lupulus (European hop), 605 nucleotides long. RefSeq lists its product as uncharacterized. Bases 147 to 449 code for a protein of 100 amino acids. The transcript has 4 exons. The record is from RefSeq and is a predicted model, not a curated record. Lineage: Eukaryota; Viridiplantae; Streptophyta; Magnoliopsida; Rosales; Cannabaceae.
UCUAAACCUUUAAAGGACUAUUGUUUUCCCUCGACUCUUGCAGAGGUCUGGUAGUGCAAUUUCUCUCAGUUGCCUGAAAGCUUCCUAAUGGUGAAUCUAGUAAAUUGAAGCUCAGAUAGUGGAUUAUUUAUCAACAAGCUUCCGAAAUGAGUGCAGGUGGCGCCUUUGGUGGAAAUAGGGGACUGAGACCAGUACCUCCAGAGAAAGGAGUCUUCCCUUUGGAUCAUAUGCAUUUGUGUGACUUGGAAAAGAAAGAAUAUCUCAGCUGCCUUAAAUCUUAUGGCCAUCAAUCUGAUAAAUGCAGAAGCUUCUCAAAAAAGUACCUACAAUGUCGUAUGGAGAAGAAUUUGAUGGCAAAACAGGACAUGUCUGAACUUGGAUUUGGAAAGGAAGGUGACACAGAAGGGUCUGAAGAGAAAGCCACGAAGAGUAUUGAUGACCAGAGCUAACAAUUUUUCUGAAAAAAAACCAUAGAAAUGAUCUCCCCCCCAGUGUUUAUUCCAAAUGUAUCUUGAAUAUAAGUGAUGCAUUCUAUUAUGAAAUGACAUGAAAGAACACAAAAUGUAAUUUUGAGCCAUGUCUUGUGAAGAGGUAAAUAACUUUUA